UGCACUUCAGUUUUGGAGAUGUACACUAAGCUAACCAAACAGAUGAAAGAUGACAGGUACUACCCGGCUCUGAAAACGCUUGAACAGCUGGAACAUACAUACUUACCAAGAGUUAAGGGAUACAGGUUCUCACAGAUAAUGACAGAAAAUAUCCCAAAACUUCGAGAUAGUAUAAAAGAAGCGUCUAUGUCUGAAUUUGUUGAUUUUUUGGAAAAUAUCAGGGAGCAUUCCGACAGAAUUGGUCAGGUAGCUAUGAAACAGGGGCAAAAGCAAUCCAGUAUAGAGGAUCGGGUGACGAAGCAAGGCAAAGAGACAUCAAUUAAAAAGAAUCGUCCUGGUACUAACAGUCCUCCUGAGUCUGAAAGUCAUGGUAACCCAUUUGAUGAUGAUGAUGAUGAUGAAUUCCAAGAGGAUGAAGAUCCGGAUGAAGAAGAGGAGGAG
Saccoglossus kowalevskii is the source of this 441-nucleotide messenger RNA. RefSeq names its product exocyst complex component 6B-like. Gene Ontology annotation, biological process: exocytosis; intracellular protein transport; Golgi to plasma membrane transport. Lineage: Eukaryota; Metazoa; Hemichordata; Enteropneusta; Harrimaniidae. The record is from RefSeq and is a predicted model, not a curated record. Gene Ontology annotation, cellular component: exocyst; membrane.